Messenger RNA from Scylla paramamosain (green mud crab), 2290 nucleotides. RefSeq lists its product as uncharacterized. Bases 1 to 1029 code for a protein of 342 amino acids. The record is from RefSeq and is a predicted model, not a curated record. The transcript has 3 exons. NCBI's taxonomy places the organism in Eukaryota, Metazoa, Arthropoda, Malacostraca, Decapoda, Portunidae.
AUGGAAAGUAAUUGUGUAUCCAAUUGGCAAAGCGAGCGUCUAUGGGAAUGUCCCUCUUCCCCUCCAUCUCGUGGCUCCUCUGCACCAUCAGAGACACUCAUAGAGUGCAGGGCUUUGCCUGGUGGUGGUGUAUGUGCUAUUAUAACACCUAAUAAGGAAAGUCAAGCUACUGAUGAGGGAGUACCAUCAACAUCAGGCCUUCCUGUCAAGCGACGUCUCUACGCAUCCACCCCAAAGCCCAAGAGAACAUGUUUUGUUUUCACUGACUCAUCCAGUGAUGAUUCUGAUCCAGCAUUUAUACCUAAGUCUUGGGAUGAUUCAUUUAGCUCGGAUGCAAGUGUAGCGGUUCGUACGUCCUCUCAGGCCUUAUCACCAGAACCACCCUCCCAGGACACAGCGGUCGGAUCCACACCUUCCCAGGACGCAUCAGCGGGACCAUCAUCACCCUCUCAGGAUCCAACAGGUGUAUCCACAUCGAGCGUUGAUCGUGCUGAGAAACGAUUCAUGUUAUCUCGUAGCCAAUGUCUUACAUCUGACAAAACUAUAUGGUUCCACACACCUCUUCCAAAGAGAUCCAAAGCCACACGACCAGUCAUCCCAUACGCAAAAGGAGUGACAGCCAAGUCACGAAAUGCUGUAUCCGCCAAAGAUUUUUUCUCACUUUUUGUGGAUGAUGAUAUGGUGCGAGACAUGGUGACAUACACAAACCAGAGAAUAGAUGUACGUGCACCAAAAUAUGCCAAUAAUAACAUUCAAUCAGUAUCACACACAUGCCCUGAAGAAAUAAUGGCCCUCAUGGGCAUACUUAUACAACCUGGGGCUAAACAUGAUAAUAAAUUGACAACAGAAAUGUUUGAUCCACAGCAUGGGGCACCUUUAUACCGCGCUGGAGCUUGUGAAAGGAGAUUCAAAUUCCUCUUGGAAUCCUUAGUGUUUGAUGACCAAAGCACACGAGAUGAACGAAAGAAGACUGAUGAGAUGACCAAUAUUAGGGAGCUCUUUGAACAUUUUGUUAUCAAAUGCAGAUAAAGUUACGUCCCUGGAGCAGAUAUAACAGUGGAUGAACAACUGUUAGGGUUUCGAGGAAGAAAAUGCAAGUUUAGAUUCUACAUUGGCAACAAGCCUAGGAAAUAUGGUUUGAAGCUCAUAAUGGCAUGUUAUGCGGAAAAUAGUUAUAUGCUAAAUGCCAUUGUUGAUUUGGGGAAGCACAGACAUGAAAAAGUACCCGAUGGAAAACUUGGUGAAUAUUACAACAUGAAACUUAUGGAACAUUAUCUGGACAGUGGCAGAAACGUCACUGUGGACAACUGGUUCACUUCUAAGUCCCUUUCAGAUGAACAAGACAAAAGAGGAACGACUCGUAAGAAUGCUACGACGAAAGGGGUAUGUCCCUUCAGCAAUGGUAAACACCAAGCUAAAACGCCCCCUGAGCACAAGAUCCUCCUUUUCAAAGAGAACCUCACCAUGGUGUCAUACAAGCCAAAGAAAAACAAGGUUGCUCUUUUUUGUUACCUUCAAGACACAACGCUCCUGAGAUUGGAGAUAAGGACAAACCACAGAUUAUUCACUACUAUGACAAAACAAAAGGUGGAGUAGAUGUACUGGAUAAUAUGUGUGCCAGAUACUCAUGCAGCCGCAAAACUUAACGGUGGCUAGUCUGUCUAUUUGAUGGAAUUCUAAAUAUUGCUGUCAUUAGUGCUUUCAUUAUGUAUAGACAGCUACAAGGGAUCAAAGUGAGACGCACUUUUAUGCAUACACUGGCCGGGGAACUGGUGAGGCCAUGGGCUGAGGUGAGGCUUUGUCAGGGGGGCAUGAAAUUGUCAGUCACCUCAUCCAUAAGAUCUUGCCUCACCAUCACCCAUGAUACGUCUAUGGUUCGCGCAGCUGCAUCAGGUCCCCACAACAAAAGGAGGUGCAGUUUCUGCCCUUGGAAAACAGCAAGACAGACAAGGACAGUCUGCUCCCAAUGUGAGAAGCCCGUGUAUCCCAACCAUUCAGAUGUCCUGUGCUUACAAUGCCAAGAAUAACUGGCACCAUGAUUGCUUUGCAGCAAAGGUUUGGCAGGCAGAAUAUGGCAUCCACCAUCAUACCAGUUUAGUUUGGUAACAAUUUUUUCUUUUUAUUUCAUUUUUUUUUUAUACCAGCAAAUCACAUUAUUUAUUUUUUUAAAUUCAUUGGAUUCAAAGUCAGAUUUUCAAUUUCUCUUUAUUACAAAAAACUUGCUAGUAGUAGUAAGAAAUACUUAUUUUUCUACCUGACUAUCAUUUAGCAUCAAUAAAACAUGUCUUUA